UGGAUCAACAUGCCUGAACCCGCCAAGUCCGCCCCUAAGAAGGGCUCCAAGAAAGCCGUGACCAAGAGCGCCGCUAAAGGAGGCAAGAAGAGGAAGAGGAGCAGGAAGGAGAGCUACGCCAUCUACGUGUACAAGGUGCUGAAGCAGGUCCAUCCUGACACCGACUACAACAAGCGCUCCACCAUCACCUCCAGGGAGAUCCAGACCGCUGUGCGCCUCCUGCUGCCCGGUGAGCUGGCCAAGCACGCUGUGUCUGAGGGCACCAAGGCUGUCACCAAGUACACCAGCUCCAAGUAAAGCCCUCUGCUCCACCACCGCAAA
Messenger RNA from Cyprinodon variegatus (sheepshead minnow), 321 nucleotides. RefSeq names its product histone H2B-like. The coding region runs from base 10 to 297 and encodes 95 amino acids. NCBI's taxonomy places the organism in Eukaryota, Metazoa, Chordata, Actinopteri, Cyprinodontiformes, Cyprinodontidae. Gene Ontology annotation, molecular function: structural constituent of chromatin; DNA binding; protein heterodimerization activity. The transcript is spliced from 2 exons. The record is from RefSeq and is a predicted model, not a curated record. Gene Ontology annotation, cellular component: nucleosome.